AUGGCGGUGUGGACGCGGGCCACCAAAGCUGGGCUGGUGGAGCUUCUCCUGAGGGAGCGCUGGGUCCGGGUGGUCGCCGAACUGAGUAUCCAGGUUAAAGCACUGUGGCAACUUACAAGGUCUAAGUAUAGGACUCAGACAGCACCAUUAACUUUCUAUGUUCCCUAUACCUCAGAAAGCAAAAAUACUAAUCUCCUUCUUUGGUUUUUGUUCAUAGUCAAAUUCAUCCGGGAAGUAACGCCAUAUAUCAAGAAGCCAUCAUUAGUAUCAGAUCUGCCAUGGGAAGGUGCAGCUCCCCAGUCACCAAGCUUUAGUGGCAGUGAGGACUCUGGUUCUCCAAAACACCAGAACAGCACCAAGGACAGGAAGGUCAUUCCUCUCAAAAUGUGCUUUGCUGCUAGAAACCUAAGCAUGCCGGAUCUGGAGAACAGAUUGAUAGAGCUACAUUCUCCCGAUAGCAGGAACACGUUGAUCCUACGCUGCAAGGAUACAGCCACUGCACACUCCUGGUUCGUAGCUAUCCACACCAACAUAAUGGCUCUCCUCCCACAGGUGUUGGCUGAACUCAAUGCCAUGCUUGGUGCAACCAGUACAGCAGGAGGCAGCAAGGAGGUCAAGCACAUUGCCUGGCUGGCAGAACAGGCAAAACUAGAUGGUGGAAGACAACAUUGGAGACCUGUUCUCAUGGCUGUGACUGAGAAGGAUUUGCUGCUUUAUGACUGUAUGCCAUGGACAAGGGAUGCCUGGGCAUCACCAUGUCACAGCUACCCUCUUGUUGCCACAAGGUUGGUUCAUUCUGGCUCUGGAUGUCGGUCACCCUCACUUGGUUCUGACCUUACAUUUGCUACCAGGACAGGCUCUCGGCAGGGCAUUGAGAUGCAUCUCUUCAGAGUGGAGACACAUCGGGAUCUGUCAACUUGGACCAGGAUACUUGUUCAGGGUUGCCAUGCUGCUGCAGAGCUGAUCAAGGAAGUCUCUCUAGGCUGCACGUUAAAUGGCCAAGAGGUAAGACUCACUGUCCACUACGAAAAUGGGUUCACUAUCUCCAGGGAAAAUGGGGCCUCCGGCAGCAUGCUGUACCGCUACCCCUUUGAAAGGCUGAAAAUGUCUGCUGAUGACGGCAUCAGAAAUCUCUAUCUGGAUUUUGGUGGUCCCGAGGGAGAACUGACCAUGGACCUGCACUCUUGUCCGAAGCCCAUUGUAUUUGUGUUGCACACUUUCUUGUCAGCCAAAGUCACUCGCAUGGGACUGCUUGUAUGAGCAGCAAACAAUCAGAAAAGAGCCUUGAAUGUCACAAGAAGUAUUUCCACCUCAAAAAAAAAAAAAAAAGCACAAAAAGAAAGCUCUUUGCUCUCCUCCAGCACAGUGCCUUGAUGAGGACCUGACCUGCGAAUCACUGCUGACCCAUAACCGUGUUUAAAGAAGAGCCUACCUUUCACAAGCUACCUUGGCCAGAAUUUCUAGGACUCUAAUAAGCUCCAAAAUUAAGCUGUUGAUGUGUUGUUAGCUUUCUAAUGUGGUUUUUAAGUAAUUCAGUUUAAUUCUUCUGUUAAGAAGGGUGGCUCAUUGUUUUUCCUUUUGAACAUAGUCAAAUAUCCAAGAAGUUAGGGUUUCUUCCUGUAGGAUUUAUUUCAGACUUAGCUUUGAUCUCUUGCUUAGGAUGACUAUCUCGUCCCAGGUGCUAGUUUGCAGCAACCCAUGCUUCUUGGCCAUUCCAGAUAGGUUGUACAUCGUGUUGGAGUUUACGGUCCUCACUUGCUCCUUCCACCCUAGGAAGUCCUCUAGUUGGAUCACCAAAGCAUUCUCCCAUCUGUCCUGGCUCUCGCUACGUCCCACCAUGGCCGUCCCUCCCCACUGCAUCACCAGCUUCGCCCCUCCUAAGUGCUAACUGUAGACUUAGAACUUGCAAGAUUUGAUUUGCCUGGCCAUCCACUCCCUUUCUGGUGGUGACCACAUUGAAAAGCAAGUUGGAAACCACUGUUUUGAAAGAAAAGUUUUACUUGUUGGAGGGUCUUCUGAUUUUUAUCUUUGGUAGGAGCCAGGGAAUAUGGUAAGAUUUAUUUUAAAAGAAAAUCCUCACUCUAUUUUUCCCCCAUCAAUUAAAUAUAAUUGAUAUUUACUUUAAUGAGAAAAUCCUCAUUUUAGCCUAAGCCAUUUUUUAUUGCUUACCAAAUGUGCCUUUGGUUAGGGCUAGGAGCUUUAUUAGCCACUAUUUGAAUAACUGGAUAUCACUGCCAUUCCAGGGAGGUCAUCUGUCCUAGUUUUGAAGAACAGUCUUUGAGGCAGGUUUCCUUAGUGGCAUCUUCUCUGAUAGGCAGAUAUCUUUGAGGAAGAUAAAUCCUGGAGAGCAAGCUUGUCUCAAGAGGAGAAUCUGUGGAUGAAGCCAGCUUUGCAACACAAACAAAAUGUUGAGUUGCUCUGGGCUUUGUGCACCCAUGUGGGAUCCUGGCCCUGGCAUCUCCCCUUGUGGCAGCAGAGUGGCGUGGACGAGCAGCUGCUAAUCAAGACUCAGUGUAGCUUAGUAACACAUCCUACAGUGAACAGGGUGACGACAUCGUGGGUUUUGCUAAGCAUUGCCAGAUGUCAUCUUUAGGACACGUUAGCAGUAAGACUGCUGGUUUCAUGGAGAGAACACAUUCAGCAUGUUAUUUCUAAUAUGAAGGAGGUGUAUAUCUGAAAACAUUUGAAGUAGUAUAAUAACUAUAUAAAAUGUCAAGAUGAGCACAGUCCUUGGAACUGAAAGAAAAGGUAACAUUGACUUGGAUGUUCUCUGUGUUCUCUGAAGAAAGGUCUGGGUUAGUUCUCAUUUACUAGAUUUAUCAAGAGUGCCAUAGAGGAUGUGAACACUGCGGAGGCUGGAAGAGGGUGGCACUCCAAGGAGAAAAAGAAGGCGCAGCAGUAUGGGCAGCACAUGAGCUAUUUGGUUUGCGUGCAGACUGACGUGGAAAAGCUGCCUCUUGAGCAGAAAGUUCUAGUCAGACAUUCUAACCCCAUUGUCCUCACUCCUGCCCUGUGUGCAGUGAGAUUAACCACAUACAGAGGCUAGGAGAGAUGUCUCUUCUCCCCCCACCACUAGUCCCAAAAGUGAAUUGUCUGAUCCACUUGAAACUGGAAAUUGAAAUCUAGACUAGAAUAUGUCUUUCAAGAGCUUUUGUUUUGCAAAUUCAUAAACCCAAGUUUGGUUCCACCUGGAGUAAGUUUACAAGUUAGGGAAAGAAAAAAAAUAUCUUGAAGGUACAGCUAUGAUUUCUGGAAGAAGAAUUUGAAUACAUAAGACCCUCAGAUAAGGGAGCUUAGACAUUCUUUGCUGUGAGAGUAGUAAUCUGAGAUGAAUGAUGUAAUCACAGACUUUUGCAGCAAACCAUUUGGUUGAGGUUUUCUGUGUUAGUGUGAGAGGCUAAGCCACUGAAAAGAUUUUCAGAGGGUUACUUUUGAGCCACCUGCUCAUUAGUAAUAUGAAAAAGUUCUGUAAAAAAGGUGUGUUUAAAAUGUGGGCAGGAGAGAUAAGGCAAGUGUGCAUUUCGACUCCUUUUGUUCAGCCUUAAGCUGUCAAGUGUAGCCCCAAGGUCCAUAGGGUUUUAAAUAUUUAAUAGGAUCUUGAGUCUUGGAAAUGAAGUUGAUGGGAGGUUCCUGUGACCACUAGUGCCCCCAAGAGCAAGAGCCCUUGAGCUGCUUGUUUAACAUACUUCAACAGCUUUUCAAUCACAGAUGACCAGGUUGUUCUUCAAUUAAGUGUGUUUGAAGUACUUUUUAUGAAUGAGACAGCCUUGAUAAAUUCGUGCGUAUUUUCAAUCCACAGUUGGGAAUCUGCAUAUGAGGAGGGCUUACUGUAUCCAUUGUUCUACACUGUUUCAUGUAAGGGACUUGAACAUCCGUGGAUUUGGGUAUCCAUGGGUGGUCCUGGAACCAGUCCCUUGUGGAUAACAAGGGACGACUGUAGUUAAGUGUUUGGGGAGUCAAAAGUUAAUAUGUGGAUUUUCAACUGCGUGGGGAGUUGGCACUCAUAAUCCCCAUAUUCUCCAAGGGUUAAUUUGUACUUUGUAUUUAGAUGCCAAAAUAUGGCAAAUUAUUUUCAAAUGAUAAUUUAAAAUGAGCAUUUUUCAUAUUUCACAUAUUUUACAGAACAGCUAAUUUUUCAUUUCUUUUUGAUUUUGAAUUAGGAAAAUUAUUGAGAAUGUUGUGAGCUUCUAUGUGUAGAAUGUAGAGGAAUUGCAGAGUAGUGACCCCUCAUUCCAAUGGACCACUUUCUGUGCCCCUGAGACCUGGGCUUAGACAUCUUCUCCAUACUCCACACAUAUGCCUAUAAGAGAAAAGGCUCAGUUAUUAUUUUUCUGAAAAAGGUAAGUCCUUUUCUGAAGUCACCAAAUGAACCUUACCUGGAAAUUAGUAUCUAAUAUUUUAUAUGAAGAAAUACUUUAAUGUAUGUUUAUACAGUAUUUAUUAGAUAGUUGUAACUGUAAACUUGCCUACCUAGUAGACAGAGUUUCAGGUUAAAUAUUGGGACAUGUACAGGCAAUCAAAAAUAUUACUUUAAAUGUCACUCUCCUAUUUUAAAGCUAUGUUUUAGCACUUUUGGGGCUAGGUAAAGUCUGAUAGUGCCUGUUUUUAUCAUCUGUAAUCUCACAAACUUUGUUACUGAAAAUUAUUGCAUGGCAGGAGAGAUUGAAUUAUUUAUUUCUUAUAUUUUUAUAAGUGGAAAAAUCUCUCUAACCAACAAAUGAUAAAAGUUGUUACUGAUUUGUUUUCUUAACCUCCUAAGCAGAAUGGUAACAAAGCUUUCUUUUCAGCUGAUUAAAUGCACUUAGCUAAUAAACCAAAAUUUGUUCUUUAAAAAAAAUUGAGCUGUGUGGAAUCUGGAUAAGAUUAUGUUUCUCCCAGAAAGACAAGUUUUACUGUAAAUGCUUUUGAUGGACAAAAGUGUGACCACUUUUUAAGAAAAGGUUAUGAUGAUUUGUUUUUUUAAAAAAUUUCUGAGAACCUCCAGGUCUUCGUGUUUAAUUUAUAUGCAUGUGGAUAAUUUGUAUGUUUUCAAAAACAUAGAAGAAUCUCCAUAUUUUUUAAUGCAAAUUUUAUCUUGUAAGCUGCUAUGCAAAUUGUAUUAAAAGCCCUACCUACUUAAAGAGUUUAACAUUUUCGAAGCUUUCAGGGAAGACCUGUAGACGUAAGCACUUUCUCUGCUUUUUUUGUAUCUUAUCUUGGAUACUUACGCUGAAUUAUGUUAUUGUUUUCACUGGUUAUAAGCUAUUGAUUGUACAUAAUAUGUAAACCAUCCAAAUAUCCAGCAUACGUUUCCAUGUCGCUGCCAUCCACUAUUGACACCAUGAAUGAAAUGGCUGGUUAGAAAGCCAAAGGUUGUGUUUUUUCCAUCCUUAAUGAAGAAGUAAAAUACCAGAUCUCUUUGGUCUCAAAACA
Molecule: messenger RNA, 5412 nt
Organism: Miniopterus natalensis
Lineage: Eukaryota; Metazoa; Chordata; Mammalia; Chiroptera; Miniopteridae
Source: RefSeq, a predicted model, not a curated record